GCGGACAAAUCUCUCUCUCUCUCUCCCCCCCCCCCCCCCCUCUCUCUCUCUCUCUAGAAAUCUAGUUUUGAAAGUGCAGGUACUGAGGUUGGUGCAUGCAUCUCUACAUUCAAUAGUUUUUCCGCAUCCUUCAACCCCAUAAAAGACUCAUAAUUUCUCUCUCGGUUUCCACCAUCUGGAUCAUGCAAACACUCUUUCCAUUUUGGGUUUUCCUGUAAAUUAUUCAAACCUAUAUGAAAUUGAUUCACAACUGAGAGAAUUAACCAGAUGCCGCGUUUGUAAAGUCUGUAAAUUUUGAGACUUUUUAUUGUUGCGAUCUGAAAAAAGCCGCUCAGGGUGUGUAAUGUGUUCUUGUAAGACUCAAUUUCGAUAACCCGAAUGUCGAAAACAUCACCGUCUUUGUGGAUGAUUUUCUUGUUAUUAGUCUGUGUUUCGGCAUCUGAUAACGGGUUCUCAGGGUGUAACUGUGAGCUCGAAGGGUUCUUCGGGUACAGAAACAUAAUGGAGACACAAAGAGUUAGUGAUUUCUUAAUAGCAGUUGCUUAUUUUUCGAUCCCCGUUGAACUUCUAUACUUUGUUAGCUGCUCAAAUGUGCCUUUCAAAUGGGUACUUGUUCAAUUCAUUCUUUUCAUUGUUCUAUGUGGAAUGACGCAUUUACUCAACGGUUGGACGUACGAUGCCCACCCGUUUCAACUAAUGCUCGCACUCACCGUUUUCAAGUUCCUUACAGCGUUAGUGUCGUUUGCGACCGCUAUUACUCUAUUCACUCUCAUUCCGUUGCUUUUAAAGGUUAAAGUUAGAGAACUUAUGUUGAGAAAGAAGUUUUGGGAUCUCGGUAGAGAAAUGGGAAUGAUCAAGAAACAAAAGGAAGCCGGAUGGCACGUUCGUAUGCUCACGCAAGAGAUACGAAAGUCUCUCGAUCGCCACACGAUUCUUUACACGACUCUUGAUAAGUUAUCGGAGACUUUAGAUUUGCAAAAUUGCGCGAUUUGGAUGCCGGACGAGGAUAAAAACGUAAUGAAUCUCACCCAUCAGUUAAAAGGCGGAGAAUUGUCGACCGCUGAUCAGUUUUAUAUCCCGAUCGACGACUCCGAUGUUCAAGAAAUCAAAACAAGUGAAGAUGUGAAGUUAUUAGAACCUGAGUCAAGAUUAGCUGAGUUAAGCAGUGGUGGAUCGAGUGGAUUGAGUCAACCAGGAGCUGUGGCCGCUAUCCGUAUGCCAAUGCUUCGAGUUGCCGACUUUAAAGGUGGGACCCCCGAGAUGAUUCAAACGUGUUACGCGAUUUUAGUUUUGGUUCUUCCCAACGGAAAUGUUCGAUCUUGGACGAAUUCCGAGCUUGAAAUAGUCAAAGUAGUUGCUGACCAGGUAGCCGUUGCUCUAUCACACGCUGCGGUUUUAGAAGAAUCACGACUCAUGAGAGACAAAUUAGUGGCUCAAAACCGAGCAUUACAACAAGCUAAACAAGAUGCGUUGAGGGCAAGCCAAGCUAGAAGCGCGUUUCAAACGGUUAUGAGCAAAGGUUUAAGAAAACCGAUGCAUUCCAUCAUGGGCUUGCUUUCGGUUCUACAAGAUGAGAAUUUUAACGAUUCAAACGGUCAACAACGUGGGCUAGUUAACACAAUGGUCAAAACAAGCAAUGUUCUUUCCAUGCUAAUAAACGACGUAAUGGACGAUUAUCCUAAAGACAACGGCAAGUUUCCGCUAGAAAUGAGAUCUUUUCGGCUGCAUAACAUGAUCCGAGAAGUUGCGUAUCUUGCAAAGUGUCUAUGUGUUUAUAAAGGUUAUGACUUUGACAUCAAAGCCGAUAAGUAUUUACCUGAUAAUGUAAUGGGAAAUGAACGAAGGGUUUUACAAGUGAUCUUGCAUAUGGUCGGGAAUCUUUUGAGUCGGGGUAAUGGCGGUGGAUGCGUAACAUUAAGGAUUUUUAAGGAGAGCGGAAGCCAUGGGAGAAACGAUCAACAAUGGCGUUCCUGGAGAUCGAAUUCAAACGAUGGAUAUGUUAUCGUUAAAUUUGAAAUUGGGUUGAAUGGUGAUUUUUCUACGUUGGAACGGUCUUCGAGUGAUCGGAGAAACCCAAGAGUUGUGGCGGAGGAAAGCUUGAGCUUCAGUAUGUGCAAAAAGUUGGUUCAGAUGAUGCAAGGGAGCAUUAGGGUAGUCCCGAAUCCAUUAGGGUUUGACCAAAGCAUGUCACUUGUUCUUCGGUUCCAGCUUCGGCCUUCAAUCAUGACCGCGCUAUCCGAAACAGGCGAAUCAUCAGAUCACGACCCGCAAUCAAACUCAAUCUUUACGGGCCUUCAAGUUCUUUUCGCUGACGAAGACAAUUUAAAUCGAGUCGUAACCCGUAAGCUACUUGAAAAGCUCGGCUGUGUGGUCACGACCGUGACGUCGGGUUCCGACUGUCUCGCAGCUCUCACGCAGCCUGUAUCCGCGUACCAAGUCUUGAUUCUGGAUUUACAUAUGCCCGAUCUAGACGGGUUUGAAGUUGCAUCGCGUAUACGCAAGUUUAGAAGCCGAAACUGGCCGUUGAUCAUCGGUUUAACGUCUAGCGCUGAUGAAGAUUUGUGGGAAAGAUGCAUACAAAUUGGGAUGAAUGGAAUUAUUCAAAAACCUGUUCUUUUAAAGGGUAUAGCUGAUGAACUAAGGAGAGUAUUGAGUCAUUCACAAAAGGUCUCAUGAAGUCAAAGUCAAAGUAAAAGUCAACGUUGAAGGUUGAUUAAUAAACUAACAUGUCUAACUGCAAUAUAUGAAUAUAUGUAUAGUGUAAAGAUGGAUUUGUAAAUGAAGAUUUUGAUCUUCUGCAUGAUUUUGUUGAAUAAAUGAUUACUAGAUGA
Helianthus annuus (common sunflower) is the source of this 2831-nucleotide messenger RNA. Its product is annotated as ethylene receptor 2. Gene Ontology annotation, biological process: response to ethylene; phosphorelay signal transduction system. The coding region runs from base 379 to 2676 and encodes 765 amino acids. The transcript has 3 exons. Gene Ontology annotation, cellular component: endoplasmic reticulum; endoplasmic reticulum membrane. Gene Ontology annotation, molecular function: protein binding; ethylene receptor activity; ethylene binding. Lineage: Eukaryota; Viridiplantae; Streptophyta; Magnoliopsida; Asterales; Asteraceae. The record is from RefSeq and is a predicted model, not a curated record.